Messenger RNA from Dibothriocephalus latus, 474 nucleotides. The record is from the annotation of a GenBank genome assembly. Lineage: Eukaryota; Metazoa; Platyhelminthes; Cestoda; Diphyllobothriidea; Diphyllobothriidae.
GCCUCCUGUCUGUCCAAUCAUCGCCGGUUCCACUGCGCAGGCGCCUCCGGACGACCCUGUCUCUUCUGCAAGCGAACCUUCCGCUCCUCCUCUUCCCUGCAAAUGCAUCUGCGCUGGAAGCAUCGCACCGACGCUGCCGCAAUGGUAGCCGCUGCGGUCACCGCCAUGACAGGCAGUGAGUGGGAGGACGAGGAGGAGGAGGGAGCCUGCGAACCCACAGUCAGGAAGAAAUCUCUGAGCAGUAGAGUUACCCCAGCGCCGCAUGACAUGGCCCUGCCGAACAAUCACACUUUCUCCUCCACCAGCCUGGACACCAAGACCCCUUCAGAUGGUCAACCUGUCAAGAGAACCCAGUCCGAUUGUGCUACUGGCGUUGUCAGAUCCAGUGAUUACAUUCGACGUAAAUGGCGGCGAAAACCAAAGCCGAAGCAGGCCACACCGGGUUUGCUGUCGCCAAAGGAGGUACAUAAUUAA